CUUCAUCUUAGUCAUCAACUGAAGAACAGUCUUACAGACCAAACGUCAUCUGAGAGUCGCGAGACCAUCCGAGGUCAACUGAGACCAUCAUGGCGAUAGGCCAUGUGGCAAAACUUUGGCUGGUGGCCCUGCUGGUAGCAGUUGCACUGUCUGCGACAGCCACAGCUGCCACGACAGCCGCCGCUGGCACGGAGACGACUGCCAAAACUGACGCUGCAGAUGACAGCAUGGCAGCCGAUGGCGCCGUGGAGAAAACCACCGCGGCGCCUCAGGUCGACCCAGCUCCUGAAGAUGGCCCCAUGGACGACCCAGACGAGGACGAAGACGACCCUCCCACCGGCGUCGGAGCCGCAGCUGAUGCCGGAGCCUCCGUGGGAGAUGAUGUCGAAGAAUCCGUUGAAGAGGACGAUGAAGAGGAAGAAGAGAAGGCGGGGACUGGGAAGCGGUCGGUGCAGGACACACUGAACAUCGUCAGGGGAAAGGCGAGCUCGACCUGGGAGGCCACGCAGAAGAAGCUGAAAGAUAUGUUUGAGGAAAACAAGGAGAAAUUCAAGAACACCGUAGCUGGAUGGCCAGAUAAAGUCAAGAAUAAGUUCAGCAAACUACCUGAGGAUGUCAAAACUAAAAUUUUCGGCGGAAACGUCAAAGGUCUCACUCAGGAAGAGAUCAGCCAGCUCAACAAGGGUCAGCUCCGGAUGCUGAUGCCUGAACAACCUAGCUGUCUGAAUCAAACCAUCCAAGAGAAGGUGUUUGAGCGUUUCAAGGCUCUUAACGACGGCCAGAGCAUGCGCCGCGUGCUGGAAACGAUGAACGUAGAGAACAAAAUGGACCUCAUCGGAAAGAUCGCUGAAGUUAACGCCAAACUAGGCAGCAAUGAGAGGGCCAAGGAGCGCGUUGUGAUGAGCGUGGUGGACAAGCUCGGUGACCCGAGGAACUGGACAGAAGCCGAGGUAGACAGCAUGAAGGCAAAGGGCAUCCUGAGGCACUACCCGCCAGCCAGGCUGACCAGGCUCAACAACACGGCCCUCAUCAACAAAAU
Messenger RNA from Amphibalanus amphitrite, 1039 nucleotides. RefSeq lists its product as uncharacterized. NCBI's taxonomy places the organism in Eukaryota, Metazoa, Arthropoda, Thecostraca, Balanomorpha, Balanidae. The transcript is spliced from 6 exons. The annotation marks the transcript as partial. The record is from RefSeq and is a predicted model, not a curated record.